AGGAAAGGAAAGGAAAGGAAAGGAGGGGUGGCUGCGAGGGAUGUGGGGGGGAGGCGGGGAGGGGCAAUGAUAUGAGCAUUUACGACAAUGGAAUGAGAGUGUUUUUUUGGCAUCUUUGUAGACAUGUUUUUCAGCGAAACUUCCUUAAUCGCAUAUGACGGCGGGGUGCGGGGGGGGGGCCGGGCAGCUUUGCACACAAAGGGCUCAUGUCAUGUUUGGUAUGGUAUGGUUUUGGGGUGGGUUUUUUUUUACUACGCUCCCUUCCUCACCGAUAACCGAGUACAGAUUUUACAGAUUACCGACAUUUUCAGGCGUUUUCUUUUUUCUUCUUCUUUCCUGUUGAUAACGCACGGCAUCGGUACAUAGCAGUAGAUAGCUUUUUGAAAUGUUUUAGUAUUGUAUGGGGCCCUUGGCGACUUG
Dothidotthia symphoricarpi CBS 119687 is the source of this 420-nucleotide messenger RNA. RefSeq lists its product as uncharacterized. Lineage: Eukaryota; Fungi; Ascomycota; Dothideomycetes; Pleosporales; Dothidotthiaceae. The record is from RefSeq and is a predicted model, not a curated record. The coding region runs from base 124 to 366 and encodes 80 amino acids. The transcript has a single exon.